UCGUCCUUGAAAUACGAAACGCGCUCGGAAUCGGAGUCCUUCGUUCACAUUCGUCGCACAUCCGAGAGCUCGCUCAACGACUUGAAGAUUGAGGGGAGAGGAAGGAGAGUAAGCAGGGUGGUCGGAGAAUCUGGGGGAAUCUGGCGGUAGUGCGUGAUACGUUGUCGUUUCGGUCGGAGUUGUUUGUCGUUUCGCGACGUUAAAAAAACAGUGUAUGUACACAUACGUCACAUACGUCGCGGUGUGUGUCGAGUGUCGUUGCGUCUUAUCAGUAUCGCCGGAAGAGAAAAGAGAAAGAGAUAGAGAGUGCGGCCUGUCGCGUUGUAAAUUGUCCGCGAUCGCAGUGAUCGCACGAGAAACGUUUGAAGCCGGUGUUGUUACGUAGUACGGACCUUAUUGCGCGUUUCGCUUCGCUUCGCUUCAUCUCACCUAGUUUCGUCCCGUCCCGUCCCGUCCCGUCCCGUCCCGUUCCGUUUCGUUCCACGGCUCGUCCGGUUGCUCACCGUCUCGUCUCAUCGAAACACGCAAAAGUGCAUGCUACCGUAAAUUGACAACGAAUCUACGCGCCUCGCGACACACGGCGGAGGAUGUUGGAUCGCGACACGGCGAUACAUCUCGUCGCCGGAGGAGUGGCUGGUACUGCAGGAGCGAUAGUAACUUGUCCACUUGAAGUAGUAAAAACCCGAUUGCAGUCAUCGUCUUCCGGCUUUGAUCCACCUCCAAUAAGCAAAGAAUUUACAUCUGGUCAUCCAACAUGCAAAGGUUCACCAACACCCGAGCAACGUAGGAGGCUGUGCACUGGAUACCCUAGGUAUUCCAGUCACUUCGUAUCUCUUUCACAUUUUCGUGUCUCGACUUCACCUCCGGAUUCUUCCGGAAACGCACCAGGCAUUUAUCAAUGCUUAAGGUACAUCAUCAAGAAUGAGGGUGCACGAGGACUGUUUAAAGGCCUUGGUCCGAAUCUCAUUGGUGUGGCACCCUCCAGAGCUAUAUACUUUUGCGCUUACUCCAAGAGCAAAGUCGCAUUCAAUGCGAUUCUACCUCCCGAUACUCCGAUCGUCCACGUUUUCUCUGCGUCCUGCGCUGGUAAGACUAUACUAUUAUAAUAUUAUUAAAUUAAAUACACACAUAUACACACACACACAACGCGCGCGCGCGCGCGCACACACACACACACACACACACAUAUACCGAUAUACUAUAAUUCUCAUAUUUGUCC
Messenger RNA from Acromyrmex echinatior (Panamanian leafcutter ant), 1219 nucleotides. RefSeq names its product replication in mitochondria 2 (gene Rim2). Gene Ontology annotation, molecular function: pyrimidine nucleotide transmembrane transporter activity. Gene Ontology annotation, cellular component: mitochondrion. Lineage: Eukaryota; Metazoa; Arthropoda; Insecta; Hymenoptera; Formicidae. Gene Ontology annotation, biological process: pyrimidine nucleotide import into mitochondrion. The record is from RefSeq and is a predicted model, not a curated record.